Messenger RNA from Pomacea canaliculata, 4912 nucleotides. RefSeq names its product MOB kinase activator 3B-like. Gene Ontology annotation, molecular function: protein kinase activator activity. The coding region runs from base 43 to 720 and encodes 225 amino acids. Gene Ontology annotation, cellular component: nucleus; cytoplasm. Gene Ontology annotation, biological process: signal transduction; positive regulation of protein phosphorylation. Lineage: Eukaryota; Metazoa; Mollusca; Gastropoda; Architaenioglossa; Ampullariidae. The record is from RefSeq and is a predicted model, not a curated record. The transcript is spliced from 7 exons.
CGGAUAUAGUUCUGAAUUAUACGAAACGACAUUCAUUGUUUGAUGCUGCUAGCUACUACCAUGGCGUCAGCUAGGAAUGCAUUUAAGAGUUUCUUUGAGAGGGAUAGGACUUUUCGCCCGAAAAAGAGGUUUGAGCGAGGCACCUUAAAAUACAAUCUUCACAAGCAAGCUAAUGCCUCUCUUAACUCGGGCAUUGAUCUGAAGGAAGUAGUUAAACUACCUGCAGGAGAGGACCCUAAUGACUGGGUUGCUGUUCAUGUGGUGGAUUUCUUCAACCGCAUCAACUUGCUUUAUGGCACAGUGUGUGAAAAUUGCACUGAACAGUCCUGUCCCACAAUGAGUGGAGGGCCAAGGUAUGAGUAUCACUGGUGUGAUGGCGUCAACUACAAGAAGCCAACGGCUUUACCAGCCCCACAGUAUAUAAGCCUCCUUAUGGAAUGGGUGGAGUCUCAGAUCAACGAUGAAAGCCUUUUCCCAGUUCAAGUGGGCCAUCCAUUUCCCAAGAACUACCUGUCAGUGGUUAAGAAGAUCCUGAAACGCCUCUUCCGUGUUUUUGUCCAUGUCUACAUUCAUCAUUUCGACAAACUUGUGGCCAUGGGAGCAGAAGCUCAUAUCAACACUUGUUACAAACACUUUUACUAUUUUGUCACGGAAUACAAUCUUAUUGACAAAAAGGAGCUAGAGCCAUUGAGAGAGAUGACAGAGCGGAUCUGCCACUGAAUGCCAUACUUGGGACAGAAUAAAGACAGAUUAAUGUCUACAUACCAACCAGGACCUCAUUUAAUCCAUAAUGAAGAUUGUCCACACUUCUGCCCCUUUUAGGCAUGAUCAUCACUUUGCAAGUCUGUUACGAGAAGCAAUGAAAUACGUCUAAUACAUCUGAAACUGUAAUGUGAUCAAAUGUCUUAAGUCAAGAGACAGCAAUUGUUUGUUUUUAAAGGACUUUUUUUUUAUCUAAAGAGAAUAAGAGUAAUGAUUUCGUCAUGUCGAAAGAGCAUACAACGUGCAGGGUAUUUUUGUAAGAAGAAUCCAUCCAUAGAACGCAACACUUCGGUGAACUACAUCUACACAUCUUAUCAUCCUUGAUCACAGUACUUUAUGAAAAGUCAUCGAAGGCCUGAUAUACUCUGCCAUCUUUUGGGUCCCCUCUUUCCAGGUCCUACAGCAAGGAAGAGGUGUGGAAAUAAACGAUGAUUAGGUCAUCUUAUUCUUGGCCAAUUCUUGUCUUCACUCAUUCUAGAUAGGAUCAGCAAGUCUCUAGGCUUGGCCUAUCUGUGAUUACUCAUAGUAUUUUCUUGUGUAUAGAGCAUUUAUCAGAUUUGUCUUACUCUCCCGGUCAGCUGCAUAAUGAUCAACAUCUCAUGUUAUGUUUGAUAAAAGAUUGUGGUGACCUCAAGCAUUUAUCAUUUUUGAGCUUGUCAGUUUUUUUUGGUCUAAUGGAUGUUGCAGCCAGAACUGCAGACUAAAGACUGGAGAGAAAUGGUAGCAGUUGUCAAUGUCUACUAAUAUGUGUGACAAUUCGCUGCUUUGCUGUCGUAUGCAAGUAAAAGUGUCUCCCAGGAACAAGUUUGCACUUAUCUAUGAAAUGCUUGAAGCACUAAUGUAAGACUGAUUCUGUUUUUAUUUUUGUCUAUAAGCUUUCUUGUGAUUAUUGCUUAGAAAAAAAGAAGCGUCAUACCAUUUUUGGACAGCCACUUUCUCAUUUUCAGACAAGUUAUUGUAAAGAAAAUAAUAGCUUCUUCAGAUAUACCAUAGGACUCGUAUUUCAGCUUAAAGGGUUAUUUGCUUGGUUUGAUCCAUUCAUUUUGCUUUUUCAAGUUAUUUUUGCUUUCUUGGUCUUGGAUACUUGAGGAGUCCUGAAAAAUGAGUUUUAGGGUCUGGACUGUUACUCUCAUAUAUGUAUUUAUUUUAAGGAUGAAGUCAAAAUGAUAAAUCAGUUCACAUUAAAUGAUUUAGAAUGACCUGUAAUCUUUGUGAAAAGUUUCAAAUAUUCUUCAAUUCUUCCUCCCCACACAAUUCCCAAUUUACCUUAGUGUGUCGCACAAUGUAAUCUGUGAUUUAGUGAUAAGAACAAUCAAUUUGUAAGCAUAAAAAAAUCAUGAUGAAGAUAUUUAGAUUUUGAGUUGUUUUGUUAAAGAACUAAAAUGACCAAAUAUGAUAUUAAAGAACACUUUAAACAGUUGAUGAAUAAUCCUGCAACAUGUUUUAAGUAUACACAUUAUCAAGUUUAUUUAUAACCAUACUUUUAUUUUUCCACCAUGUUUGUUUUAUGCACAUAGCUAUGAUGGUCACAGUUUGCUGCUUUUCUUUUUCUGUUUUAUGUCUGCUGCACAAUUUUCAGUGCCAUGGUCAAAUGUGGAUCUAAAUUAACCUGCAACAUGUCUCAUAUUGUGAAAGAGAAGCAAGUUUUACUUUGGAAGAGUAAAUUUUAUGGGGUAGAUUACUUAUUUCUUAUGGGUCUCCUAUCAGUUUUAAUAAAAUCACAUUCAGCAUAUUACUGGUUUCCAGGCAUGUAAACUUCAUACAAGCUAAACAGAAAGGUGAUGACAUUUAGGGGUGGUUAACAGUCCUCUUUCACCCCGGUGCAUGUGUGCACUAGUCUUUGCUUAGAAAUAGUGAUGUCGACGCAAGGGUCAGGGGUUGAAGUGCAUAAUGCAUUGGCAGCUGACUUGCUCCAUAUCAGUGGUUUAUCUCCCUAGAGGAAGUUUUUCAUGUCAGAAGCUUUCUCAUCUUUUAGUACACGUUGUCAUCAACUUCUUAUGAAUAGGAACAUGCCAGCAACGAGCUGUUUUAAAAGAAAGAUGCAUAAUGUCCAAAUAAAGGCUUGACGGCAUACCUGGACACUACUGUGAUAUUCCUAAAUGAUGUACAGUUCUUAAGCUGCCUUAAAGAAAAGGAGAUGACAGCAAAGACCUCAAGUCAAAAGCAGAAAUUAGUGUAGUGUUAGUGUAGCAAUAACAACAUUCUUGGAAGUGAAAUAUCUACAGUAAUUCAGUAUUUGUCAUUAUGGAGUGUUUAGCUCCUAGAAAUGGGAAAUUCAUUGUCAUAGCUAUUAUGCUGCUUUGACAAAUGUUCCUUUUGAGAGUCUGUGAUCUUUGCUGCUGAUAUGCAUACAACACCAACAACCAUUAGCAAGUGUAUACUGAUCAUAUGUUCUCUGUGUUCACCAUUUUCAUACAUAUAACAGUGUUCUUUAAGAUUUUUUUAAAAAUUAUGCAUGUAUACUUCAACCCUACCUCACCUCCUGUGGGUUUUAUUAAAGGAGAGCAUGAAAAGGGUUUCUUUGAGACUGACCCUUGCUCCUUGUUCCAUUCACUGUCACAAUCCUUAUAUAAGCAGAUGCAGCUUGCCAGAAAAUUUUAAUUUUUCAUGUUCAUAUUUGUAAGUGCAUGAAUUCUGGGUGAUGUCAAGGUAGUGUACUAGAAAGUUUGCUCUCAUUCCCUUGGACUCUAGUCAUUUCAAAUCAAAAGAGUUUAUUUAGAUUCUGGAUUUGGGGCACAAUUUAUAUAAAGUACAUAGAAUGCUUACAGUAACACUUCCAAAGAACCUGACUUUAUUUUUGGUAUGUUAAGAAAAAAAAUUGUUCAAAAUGGGGAAAGUGUAUUGAUGAUGCUUUUUUUAAGCUAGAGAUUGCCUCAGUUGAAUGUUGAUUGGUUGGCACAGAUUUUGGAGAGGGAUCAAGACUUGUGUGUGAAGUUUAUCGUCAUUAUCUGCCACUUAUUGCCAUUGUGCUUUCUGAGUAUAUGCCUCAUCUGUAUGUCUUCGCUCUGGACAAUGGUGCAAGAUCUGCUCAAUGUGGAAUGUGUUUAAACAGCUACAAGAUUGUUUGCAUUAGGUUGUUUGUAAUUCAUGUAGUCAUAAUAAUAAUUCUUAAAUUGUGACACAUUCUUGCAUUAGAGUCUACUCACAGCACAUGCACACACACACAUAUACAUCAGUGCACAUGCAAGAUUUUUGAGUUGGUGUUGAAUUAGGCUUAUGAACUCUUAUUGAGCACUGUACUCCAGCCAAAAUCAGGAUUCACUGUGCUUUUUUAAACAAAAAUGUAAAACAAAGUGACAAAUAUGCAAGAUAUGUUAAUGAAGAUUUUUAUAGUUGACAUUUUGUUAGAAGGUGGUCAGAACAACAACAAAAAAUUAUGAACUACAAAAUAUCAUGCAUCAGAUUUAGUUUUUUUGUAGUUAUCAUCAUGCUUUCUAAAACUACAUUUAUCAUCCUAGAUAAGUUGAUUGCUCUAGGUUACUGGCAUGUUUUUCUACAUCCAACAUGAAAAAUGUACUAAUUAGUAAGGGUAAAGCGUGUUUUAGUGCAGAAUUGUGCAUUGAUGCUUCUAGCGAGGUUUUCUUGACUAAAUCCUUGUACAUAUACACCAAAGACGUGUUUCAGUAGUGUCAUCAUUACCUGUCAAGUGAUUUUGUUUGCCCUACCUGUAGGAACCAUCACCAUCAUUCAGCCAUAUUCUAGCCUUCACUAAAUAUUUUACUAGAGACGGUUCUUUAGCAUGGAAUAAUAAAAAAUUAUGAGAUGUUUGAUACCACACAGAAAGAUCAUCCUGUAGGAGGUGGGAAAGAGCUUGUUAAAAACUGGUACCACCACCUGUAGGAUAAUCUUUCAGAUGUAAAAACUAACAGGUGAAAACCUGGUGCAAGAUCUUGCUAGUAGAAGACCAAGGUAUUGCGUAUAGAGCACGUGUAACCUAGAUCGUCAUACACUGAAAUAAUUUGUUAGGUUUUAAUGCUGAUUAAGAUAUUUAGAUUACUUUGUUGGAUAUAACACUUUGCACAUCAGACAAUUGAGAGCAGAGUAACUGCAUGGGCUUAUCCAUAUUUUUUUAACAUUUGUGCAAGUAGAAAUGUUUAUUUACUUUUGAAAGCUCUUACUGUAUUUGUAAAUAAACUAUUUUGGAAAACAA